AUGGAGGAUGCCGCGAUCGGGGAGAAGCUCCGUACCUCUAAACUGCAUCCAGUAGUCAAGUUGGAAUACGAAGGAAUGAACCCAAGGCACGAAAUGUGUCGGCAUGCGUGCAUUCCAUAUCCCGUCUUUCCUCCAAAUGGGCGUACCAUUCGUGUUGCUCGUGUUGAUAUCGUGUCUCGUCUUAUUUACCCUUUCUUCUACGUUUACGUCAAUCCCGAUCUCCGCUCAGUGAUUCAAGUAAAGCAACUAAUAGGAUCGAUGUUUGGUGAUGGUCAGCGAGCAGCGGUUGCUUCACGGUUAGUGUUGGAACGGGAUUCGCAAGCAAACGGGUUGGUAUUACUCGACUCACCGGCUAUGAACUUCGCCGAUGUGCUACAACAAUGCUUCUCGGGAGUGCCACUGCUGUACUGUGAUAGCGGAUCAAAGGGCAAUUCUGAGGUCAAGGUUGAAGAAGAUAGAAGAAAACCAUUGAACGAGAGCAUUAUGUUUGCUGUGCUGGAUCGGAAGAAAUUCGCACAAGUUCUUCUGGUAGAAUUGCCACCACAAGGUUCGUGUUGCAAUUCGCUUCGCUUUGCUUCACAUUUUUUCGGUUACGCAUUGAUUGAGGUGGUCAAAUAG
Messenger RNA from Haemonchus placei, 618 nucleotides. The record is from the annotation of a GenBank genome assembly. Lineage: Eukaryota; Metazoa; Nematoda; Chromadorea; Rhabditida; Trichostrongylidae.